This is a messenger RNA of Aspergillus nomiae NRRL 13137, 1419 nucleotides long. RefSeq lists its product as uncharacterized. The coding region runs from base 1 to 1419 and encodes 472 amino acids. The transcript is spliced from 2 exons. Gene Ontology annotation, cellular component: membrane. NCBI's taxonomy places the organism in Eukaryota, Fungi, Ascomycota, Eurotiomycetes, Eurotiales, Aspergillaceae. The record is from RefSeq and is a predicted model, not a curated record.
AUGCCACGCUUCACCCCCGAGAAUGACGGCACGGGUUUAGCGCGGCAACUGACCGAUCCGCUCGUUGCUCAAUAUGUCUACUCCGUCUUUAUCGCUCUCGCCUGGUGUAAUGCCCUCGAGCUGGUGGUCCUCUGUCUCAAUACUUUCAAGCGCUAUGCCGGUACCUACUUUUGGAGUCUCUUCGUGGCCUCCAUCUCCAUCAUCCCCUUUGGCCUGGGAUAUCUCCUGAAGAUGUUUCACAUCACCUUCACCAAUGGAUACCUCGAGUUAGCCAUCACCGACAUCGGCUGGGUAGGCAUGGUCACCGGUCAAUCGCUCGUCCUCUGGUCACGUUUGCACCUCGUCGUUCACAAUCGCAAGGUGCUCAAAGGCAUUCUCUACCUCAUUAUCAUCGAUGGUGUCCUCCUCCAUACCGCGGCGACCACGCUCGAGUUUAUGAACAAUGGUCUUUACUACAUUCACAACGUGACAGUGGCGUUCGGGAUCAUGGAACGAAUUCAGGUGGUGUGGUUCUGCGUGCAAGAGCUCCUGAUCUCCUCCGUAUACAUUGUGGAGACCGCCAAAUUACUGCGGCUGGACCAGGCAGGGCCGUCACGCACCAUUCUCACGCAACUGAUCAUCGUCAAUGUGACUAUCAUGGUGCUCGAUUUAGUGGUGGUAGCGGUUCAGUUCGCUGGGUUUUUCACCCUGCAGGUCACCACGAAGGUGUUGGUCUAUAGCAUCAAGUUGAAGCUGGAAUAUAUUAUUUUGGGACGACCAACCAAAAUCUCACUCGCCUUAACGCCGAGAAGCUCCGAGCCGCGGGAGUGGGGGCCAUUUCGGUGCUAUAUGUUGCAGUGGACAGCCACAUCUUCUUUUACAACCACACUCAUCCCUGUAGCAAGCGGCGAAUCAUAUGCUCAUCUCACGAUAAUGGCGUCCUUGUUAACCGCUGUCGGCCUCACUCAAGCCCCUUUGUCGGCGCCCAUCCCUAAUUAUGGCCCGGGCUUCCUCAUCUUCCACUUCGCGUUCGCCUAUGGCAUCGUUUCCUCGCGUCCCCUCAAACAGUACUACGGCAUCGACCACCAAGAAUCUCCCCGUCAGGACCUGAACAAGUACGGCGAGGCAGCCGUGCGAGACGGCAAAAUUACCCGGAAGCAGCUCGAAAUGCUCCAGCGCAACGAAGCGGCGCAUGCCAACUCCGUCGAGAACUAUACCCUCUUCGUCGCAGGCAUCACCCUUGCCACCUACGCGGGCGUACCACGAACAACAAUCAAUGCGGCGGGCUUGACGUACACUGUGGCGCGGAUUCUCUAUGCGAUCAAUUAUAUCACUGCGGAACGGCCACGUACCGCUACGUGGCGAGGCCUCUUCUGGUGGGUUGGCAAUCUGAGUUGUCUGACACUGCUGUGGAAGGCUGGGCAGGCUCUCAGUGAGUAG